UGAAAGGCUGGACGUUGUUUACUUUUUUUAGGAUGUUUUGGGAUGGGACACGGACAUGAACCAGCUAGCUACUGUAGCCAGUGAACCACAUUAAGCAUAUAUAUAUAUAUAUUUGCAACAAUGUCUAAAAUACAGUGGUUAAGAGUGUUUCUCAAUGAGCGAUUAAUAGCUGCUGCUGAAGAGAUUUUCGGGGCAGUUGAAAAAACGAUAGCAGAAGAAGUAUCCCGUUCAAAGGAGGAAAAUGGCCGUUUACAGAGGCUACUUGAUAUAACGCUCUUAAAGCUACACAGGGCAGACAUGCUCCAACAGAUCUCUCAAGAGGACGUUCCCCCUGAUCAACAGGAUUGUGUGCAGGAGUGGAUCCCCAGUCUAGGACAAAAGGACCUAGAGCCUAAACAGAUUAAAGAAGAACAGGAGGAACACAGGACCAGUCGGUGGGAAGAGCAGCUAAAAGAUGACAUGAAAAACUCUAUAUUAACUCCUACUUUUAUGGAACGUGAUAGUGAGAUCUCAGCUCUGCCGUCACAUCUUUAUCAAGCUCAAAAUCAUGGAGAAGAGGAGAGCUUUCUGCCCAGCACCUCAACUGCACAUAUUAAAACAGAAACUUGUGGAGAGGACUACACAGUAUCAGAAACAACCAGUGAUUCUCAGCAUAUUUCUACAGGAAAUCCAUACUGUUCUGCAGCUCAGAGUAAAAACACUGAAGGGAUGGGAAUUGGAGGUGCUCUGUCACGUAGUACGCCAAUUAGAUCAAAGAAAAUGUUGGCAACUAAAGGACAAAAAUCUCUUAAGUUCAGAAAAAACCCUGACUUGUCCAAUCUGAAAUCACACAGGCAGAGUGACAAUACCCCUUGCCGUUGUAAAGUGUGUGGAAAGGCUUUCCAGUACAUGGGUUCAUUAAUGAAACAUGUACAAACUCACACAAGAGAGAAAGAACAUAUUUGUGGUGUGUGUGGAAAAUGUUUUGAGUCCACAGAAAGUACAAAACAUCACAUCCAAACCCACAUUGCAGAUAGGAUGUGUUGUCAUAUUUGUAGUAAAUGUUUCACUAGCAAUAGGGAUCUCAUUGUGCACAUGAGAACCCACACAGGGGAGAAACCGUAUAUAUGUUCAGAGUGUGGCAAGGAAUUCAGUGUUCGCAAUAGUCUGAAAAGGCACAUGAAGAUUCAUGCUGGAAGUAAAGGAUAUUGUUGCAGUCAUUGUGACAAGAGUUUCAGCAGUAGCUUCUGUCUUACAUUUCACAUGAGGAGCCAUAGGGUGCCUUUCAUGUAGCAAACCUUUACCCAAUCAUGUGAUUAGAAGAGUUAUGCUUGGCUAAAUGCGUCCAAGUGGAAUAAUUGCAAUACAAAAUGUAGUGGAAGCAUCUGCUUUAAUUUUAGAUACAGGUCACUGUCAUAAACAGUAAUGUUGUUCACCUAGAUCUUUGUAGUCCUAAAUGCUGGAGUCACUACGUAAGAGAGAUUAAUAGAAAUAAAGUUAGGUCAGUGGUAAUUUGCUUAUGUGGAGUUUGAUAAUUGACUGUCAACUCAUCUUUGGGCUCAUUUAUCAGCCAUACAUUUCACUAAAUGUUGGCGCAUGUGGAACUCUUAGUGUUUGCAUGUGCAACAGAUUAUUUUCAAACGGUUGCAUGCAAUUAAUAUGGAUAUUUCCUUUUUUUUUUUUUAUUUACCACAUUUAUCUCCUAAAUUUCUGGAUAUGGCAUUUGUCAUAAAGCUCUGUUUCAUCGCAGUAACUCCUAAUGGACUCUGGACAGUUGGUUACAAGAGAUGUCUUCCAAAAUAAACCCAAUGGCAUUCUCAUUCUUAUCAUGUUGUUCACUCAAUCAAGCCUAGACCAAAAUCCUCAUGCACUAAAAGGGACAUUUUCUAGCCUUCUGCCUUGAGCUCACAGCAGUCUAUAUAGCAUUAAAGCAUUCUAACCCACUGUUAUAAUGUAAUGAGGCAAGGCAACAACAUUUGAUUUUAACCCCGCCCCAAACCCUGAGGGUACUGGCAAAUUGUACCACCAUCUGCGGACUAAUCCACAAGCAAGCUUUGAACUUGGGUCUCACAAUGAUGUAGUUGUGAAGCAGUGAUGUUUCCAUUGUUACAACCCUACCUGGAAAUCUCUGCCCUACACCAUUUCUAAGAUAAAAUUCAGUUUCUGUAAUGGUGUGAGGAGAAGGUUUUAGUCUUUUACACAAAACAUUUUACAAAACAACAUGCAUGCCAUUGUCAGUGCCAAACCCCUGCCGUACAUUCUGUGAGAUUCGCGGUCAAUUCCGGCAGAUUGGAAACAAAUAAGCCCACACUUCUCUGAAAAUACAAAUAGUUGUUUCAUAUUUUGUUACUCUAUGGUCAUGUUUUUCUGCCUUGAAAUAAACUGAGAUGAAAUUGGAGAUGAUAGCAGGCGCUGCAAUAGUGUAUGGUACAUUUAUACAGGCAUACUGUGGUCUAUAUAUUCAGUCAUGGUUGGUUGAAUUAUUAAUGUUAUUUGUUUUAAUGCGUAUAGUAGCGGGAAUAAAACUGUCAUGUCAGAAAAUUUUACAUUUUCUAUGGUAGAGAUAAAGGCAUGAUGAAAGUACACAUGCAUAUAUAGGCUACUGCUCUUUAGCAACACAUUCUAGAUUAUUUUAUAAUACCAUCAUCAUCAUCAUCUUCCGCUUAUCCGGGGCCGGGUCGCGGGGGCAGCAGUCUAAGCAGAGAUGCC
Messenger RNA from Esox lucius (northern pike), 2688 nucleotides. Its product is annotated as zinc finger and SCAN domain-containing protein 21-like. Gene Ontology annotation, molecular function: DNA-binding transcription factor activity, RNA polymerase II-specific; RNA polymerase II cis-regulatory region sequence-specific DNA binding. Gene Ontology annotation, biological process: regulation of transcription by RNA polymerase II. Bases 121 to 1272 code for a protein of 383 amino acids. The transcript has 2 exons. NCBI's taxonomy places the organism in Eukaryota, Metazoa, Chordata, Actinopteri, Esociformes, Esocidae. The record is from RefSeq and is a predicted model, not a curated record.